UUUUUUCAUUGAGGAGGCAGAAGCUUUCGGCACUCGGAUGCUUUGAUAAUUCAGUCAAGGAAUAAAGUCUUGUAAAUUUAUUUACUUAAUUGUGAUGAUUUAUACAUCUCAAUAAAACCGGCUUACUACAAGAUACACAAGGAGCUCAUCAUUCUGACUUUCUUAUCAGCUGCGAACACGGUGUACGCAGAAGAUGAACAUCUCCAAUAGAGUGACGCCUCGUUACAUCACGCUGCUUUUGAGCUUUAUGACUGUCUUUCUUUUGUUCACCCAAACCCCAACCGAUAUGACCAUAGAUUCCUUUGAUGACUCAAUCUUUGAAGCUUCAUGUUCCUGUAAAACUUGCGUCAUGGGAUUUAUGGACGAUGACUGGUUCGUUUAUCGAUACAAUCCCAAUAUUUCACCACUGCUCAACAGAAAAAACAGUGUGUUACGUCGAGACACCUACAAAUGGUGGAGGGGUCUUCAACCAUCAUCGCUCAGGGUCAAUUACACAGAAGUGGUGGAUCAGAUGUUUUCUCUCUUCCCUGAUAAAGACCACUACGCAGACGCCGGUCCAGAUCGCUGUAGAACCUGUGCUGUGGUGGGAAACUCUGCAAACCUUCUGGGAUCCCAUUAUGGGUCACUCAUAGAUUUCCAUGAUGUUGUCAUUAGGAUAAAUAAAGGCCCGACAAAAGGUUACGAGAAAGAUGUGGGGUCUAAGACGACUCAUCGGAUUAUGUAUCCCGAGAGCGCCGUGGACUUGGAUGACUCCACCCAUCUGGUGCUUUUUCCCUUUAAGAUCCGUGACAUGCAGUGGCUCAUCAGUACCUUCACCACUGGACACAUUACACGCACCUACACACGAGUCAAAUCCUCAAUCAAAGCAGAGGAGAACAAGGUGAUGAUCCUCCAUCCUGCAUUCAUAAAAUACGUCUAUGAGAAAUGGCUGCUGAGACAUGGCAGAUAUCCAUCUACUGGCUUCAUUACAAUAAUAUUUGCCCUGCAUAUCUGUGAUCAGGUGAAUGUCUUUGGGUUUGGAGCUUCAAGUACUGGAACCUGGCAUCAUUACUUUGACAGAUCCCGCACUCACUUUAAAGGUGGCCCUCAUGGUGGAGACUUUGAAAACAAAACAAUGCAUCAGCUUCAGCAAAGAAACAAGAUUACAAUACACAAAGGGUUUAGAUAAAAAAAAAAAAAAAAGACUGGGUGGCCACAACACAUGUUAAUUUGUGGAAAGUGAUAAUAUGUUAUGGGCGGCCACAUUUUGUCAAGAUCACAGCAUCGAUGUGUUCCUUUGAUGAUGCGUAAACAAACCUUAGGUUGCUAUGAUCACACAGGUCUGUUUACGCAUUAAACAGAGAAACAAGAUUUCAAUAUAAAAAAAUAUUUAAAAAGUUCUUCCAUUUAAUGAAGGAUCUCAAAAUGAAGUUUACCAAAACAUUUGUACAAAAAUGAAUGUAAAAAGAAAGUUAAAUAAAUAUUUAAUAUGAAUGUUAGCUAACAAUGGUAAUGUUUUGAGAGUUGUGCAAAUGCUGUAUAAUGUCCUACUCUUAUUUAUAAUGCCUUACUGUAUCUACACACUGUAAACAUAUUAAAUGUACU
Molecule: messenger RNA, 1584 nt
Organism: Labeo rohita (rohu)
Lineage: Eukaryota; Metazoa; Chordata; Actinopteri; Cypriniformes; Cyprinidae
Product: CMP-N-acetylneuraminate-beta-galactosamide-alpha-2,3-sialyltransferase 1-like
Exons: 7
Coding region: 194-1168 (324 amino acids)
Molecular function (GO): beta-galactoside (CMP) alpha-2,3-sialyltransferase activity
Source: RefSeq, a predicted model, not a curated record